AUGGAUAUCGACAAUUCACCUUUAACGAGCCCCGUCCGGUCGACCCCCGCCGAAGACCGACGCAAAUCUGGUCGGAUGACGCGACGACCGGAGGUGUUUUCGCAAAGCCAACACUCCGAAGAAACCGCCGGAGGGAAACGUAAACGAGGUGAAGCCCGCGACGACAAUGAGGAGGGCGAAGAAGACGACGCGUCCGAGUCUGAGAGCGAUGCUGGUGACGAUGAAGCCGACGAGGAGGAAUUCGGAGAGAAACGACGUGUUGGACGUCGCACUGGUACUCAGAAAUCAUCAAAGUCGAAGCCAAAGUCCAAGUCGCAUGCGUCAAAAAAGCCCAAAGUCGCCAGCAAUGGAUUAGGUAGACUCGCUUUUCGUCCUGCUGCCAAUGGCCGACUUCCAACCGCUCGUUCCCGGAAACCCAGAGUUCGACCUAGUCUUGCGGCGGGUGAACGUGGGCUAUAUGCGGAGGUUUUUGGAAAGAGCAGUAACCCCGACACAGUCGCCGCGCAGUGGCUGUCACAAUACCAACGCAAUAAUAGCCAGGCUAUGCGAGACCUGGUUAACUUUAUACUCCGAUGCGCCGGAACUGACCUGGAAAUCUCCAUUGAUGAAGUUGCGGAUGUCGAUAAUGCCGUUGACCGAAUUAAAGAUCUCCAGGCCCUUUACCAAGCAGAGGGUAUUACCGAAUACCCUCUGAUCUCCAAGUCGAAAAAGUUCCGUGCUUUCCAGCCUCUUCUCGAGGAAUUCGUGAUUGCUUUGAUCAAAACCUUCCAUGCCUCUUCGAUCCUGUACACCGAUGAUGCUGUGCUCGAAAACGUCCAAAUAUGGCUCUCUACUAUGUCGACCUCCCGGUGCCGACCCUUCAGACAUACAGCUACAAUCAUGUCACUCGGAAUCAUGCACGCCUUGUGUGAUAUUGCCCGCGAAGUCACAACCAGUGUGACAACCUCCCGCAAACAGCUUGAGAGUGAAAAGAAGAAGAAGAAUGUCAACAAAGGUCGCGUGGAGGCGAUCCGAACAGCCGUCACAGAAGGUGAAGAGAAAAUUGAGCGACUCGAUGAUUUCCUACAAGACUGGUUUGAUACAAUCUUUGUACACCGUUACCGAGACAUUGAUGGCCAGAUCCGAGCCGAAUGUCUGACAGCUCUAGGCGGAUGGAUUCGCACAUACCGGGAUGUUUUCUUUGAAGGUCAAUAUCUGCGAUAUCUGGGAUGGACGCUUGCCGACAUUGAGCCACAGACCCGACUUGUUGUCCUGUCUGAGCUUAUCGUUUUAUACGGGAACAGAGACAACAUUGCUGGUCUGCAUUCAUUCACUGAACGCUUCCGUCAGCGUAUCGUGGAGGUUGCCACUCGAGACGCUGAUCCUUCUGUGCGUGCGGCUGCCGUAGAGCUGCUCAUUCACCUCCGCGAAGGAGGACUCCUUGAGCCAAAUGACAUCGAUGCCAUCGGUCGACUGGUUUUCGACCUGGAACCCCGUAUCCGAAAGAUAGCAGGCCGCUUCUUUGUCUCCAAUGUCGAAGAUGCAUUCGAGUCAAUCACCGAGGAGGUUGGAGAGGAGCUUAAUGAACUGCUAGCUGAUGAUGACGAGGACGACUACGAGUCGCCUAAGCGUUCUUGGAUCAAGUUCAAAUGCCUUGUCGACUUGUUCCAGUCUUAUGACGCGCAGCAAGCUGAACAGCAACCCGAGCAAUCCUCGCGUGACAGGCUGUUAGGAGUUUCCGUGGAGUCACGCUUUGCUCUGGCCACUGAGGCUGUCUACGCUCAUAUGGAAGAGCUUGCUCAAUGGCCCUCGCUAGCUGGCUAUCUUCUGUACGAUCACUCUCAAAUUACAGACGAACCGUCCGAAGAUGAUACUGCAGGUGUUGUGAAGAAUUUAUACAAACUGGAAGAGGGACAGGAAGCUAUUCUUCUUGAGGUUCUCUGUGCGGCAGUCAAGCUCAAGGUUCUCAAUGUUGCUAAAUCUGACAUCGACAAGCGUGGCCGCAAGGUCAAGGCUUUGACACACAAGAUCCCCGAGCUUCAAGAAGAGAUCUCCCACAAUCUCGCUCAGAUCAUCCCACGCCUGCUUAACAAGUUUGGGUCAGCACCCGAAUCUGCCUCUUCUGUCCUGCGUCUGGAGCACCUUGUGGAUCUGGAUACAAUCCAGGAUCUUCAGAAGGAUGCCAUCGCCUAUACGUCUCUGCUCAAUGAUAUCAACAAGCAAUUCUUGACUCACUCGGAUCAAGAUGUUCUAGCUGAGGCUAGUAUUGCAUUCUUGCGCGCAAAGAGCUCUGACGAGAUGAAAGAAGCACUGGAGAGCAAGGUCCAGGAGUUGUGGGAUGAACUGAUCGAGACCCUUGGUGCUCUAUCGCGAAAGAAGGAAGUUCAAGAAGGUGGCUCGAUAUCCGAUCCUACUCUAACCGACCUGACCAACACUGUUACUCGCAUCUCCAAUCUGGCCGGUAUCACAGACUGCGCCGCGAUUCUCGAAACUGUGCCCAAAUCCAGCUCAAGGUCCAAGAAGGACCACCCUGAAGCCCCUUUCAACAUUUUCAUCCGCCUCGCCGAACGUGGCCUCCGCAUGGAAGAUGACGAUGAGGACAUCGCCAUGACAGAGAUCGAGCUAGUGACAAGCAGCAUCCGCAUAUUGCUAUUCUAUUUCAUGUGGAAGGUGCAGGCACUGUCCACAGCCCUCAACGAAGGAAAAGCCACAUUCACAACAUCUUACUUUGAAGCCCUAACAAAAAGCCGCGAAACCUUCGCCGACACCCUAGUCAGCAUCAUGAACGCCCGCGCGGGCUUCGACAACCUCCGCGUUACAGCCGUCACAACCUACCUCGAUCUCCAAACCCUCUUCAGCACCCUCCGCAACCUAGGAACAGGCAAAGCAAAUGACGAAGACACAGUCUUCCAAACGCAAAGUCUAAUCCACGAAAUAAGCCCAGAAACCCAAGCCCUCCUCUCCAAGAUUCACAACAGCGCCGAAAGAACCUGGGCCAAAAAAUCACGUCUGGACCUGGACCCCGCAGCCGACGAUGAUCCAGCCUCAGAAGACGAAGAUGAAGAUGAAGACGAAACCGAAAACAAGGCUAUCGAUGAGGAUGAAACCGUCCGCAACGAACGCCUCCGCUCAAGCAUCCUCGCUGAGCAGCGUCUCUGCGAGAUCACAGGCAAACUCGUGCUGGCGAUCAUCGCCCGUGUCAUUGAUGCAUCUGGCUCAAAGCGCGGUGCGUUGAAGAAACGUCUCCUUCGGAACAAGACCCUUCUUGGUCAGAAUUAUCGCGAGGUCUUGUCUUAUCUUGAAGACAAAAAACCUAGAGCUGCUCCCUCCAAGGGAAAGGGGAAGCAGCCUGCUAAGUCUGCUGGUGCCGCUCCUCCUACUCCUGCCACGGAGGGUCAGUCUGCGGAACAUGUCAAUGAUGAGGAAGAGGAGCAUCUUGAAACUGUGGAGGAAGAUGAGGAUGAGGAUUUGCGGGCACGCGGCCUUGUUGAGGAAGAUAUUGAUCGUGAGAAUGAGGAUGGCAAUGAGGAUGAGGAAUUAAAUUCUGUGCCCGAAGAUGAAGAUGAGGUGAUGGGUGAUUGA
Messenger RNA from Penicillium nucicola, 3561 nucleotides. Its product is annotated as cohesin subunit IRR1. The coding region runs from base 1 to 3561 and encodes 1186 amino acids. Gene Ontology annotation, molecular function: chromatin binding. Gene Ontology annotation, cellular component: nucleus; cohesin complex; chromatin. The record is from RefSeq and is a predicted model, not a curated record. The transcript is spliced from 2 exons. Gene Ontology annotation, biological process: sister chromatid cohesion. Lineage: Eukaryota; Fungi; Ascomycota; Eurotiomycetes; Eurotiales; Aspergillaceae.